This is a messenger RNA of Eutrema salsugineum, 1596 nucleotides long. RefSeq names its product UDP-glycosyltransferase 82A1. Bases 32 to 1393 code for a protein of 453 amino acids. The transcript is spliced from 3 exons. Gene Ontology annotation, molecular function: UDP-glycosyltransferase activity. The record is from RefSeq and is a predicted model, not a curated record. Lineage: Eukaryota; Viridiplantae; Streptophyta; Magnoliopsida; Brassicales; Brassicaceae.
CAAACUCAUAGUUUGAGGAAAAGAGAAAGAUAUGAGAGUAACACAAAAGCCGAAGAUAAUAUUUAUCCCUUACCCGGCGCAAGGCCACGUUACACCGAUGCUCCACCUCGCGUCAGCCAGCUUCCUAAGCCGUGGAUUCUCCCCUGUCGUUAUGACUCCCGAGUCUAUCCACCGUCGGAUCUCGACAAGUAACCAGGAUCUUGGAAUCACGUUCUUGGCCUUAUCCGACGGUCAAGAACGUCCGGAUGCACCUCCCUCGGACUUCUUCUCGAUAGAGAAGUCGAUGGAGAACAUCAUGCCUUCUCAGCUCGAACGGCUUCUUCUUGAAGAAGACGUGGCCGUGGCUUGUGUGGUGGUUGAUUUGUUGGCUUCUUGGGCCAUAAGAGUGGCUGAUCGGUGUGGUGUUUCGGUCGCGGGUUUCUGGCCGGCGAUGUUUGCUGCUUACCGUAUGAUCGAGGCCAUACCGGAGCUCGUUCGGACAGGCGUAGUUUCCCAAAAAGGCUGUCCACGUCAACCAGAAAAACCAUUAGUCUUACCACAGCAACCGCUCCUAUCCGCCGGAGAUCUACUGUGGCUGAUCGGAACUCCGGCAGCCCAACAAGGACGGUUCAAGUUUUGGCAAAGAACUCUAGAACGAGCAAAAAGUCUCCGAUGGAUAUUGGUAAACUCAUUCAAAGACGAAUAUGAGGAUAAAUUCUUUAAAGAAUUCAACAAAGAAAACAACGGUCGUCUAAACCCUCAAAUCCUUUAUGUCGGUCCAUUGCAUAACCAAGCAGCAGCAAAUAAUAUAAUCUUAACUAAGAAUCCUAGCUUCUGGGAAGAAGACAGAUCUUGUCUUGGUUGGCUCCAAGAACAAAAGCCAAACUCAGUCAUUUAUAUCUCAUUUGGAAGUUGGGUUUCUCCUAUAGGAGAAUUGAAUAUCAGAACAUUGGCAUUGGCUUUGGAAGCGUCAGGAAGACCGUUCCUUUGGGCUCUAAACCGGGUUUGGCAGGAAGGACUGCCACAAGGGUUUGUGCAUAGAGUCACCAUAGUCAAGAACCAAGGACGGAUCGUGCCGUGGUCCCCGCAGAUCGAAGUUCUUAAAAAUGAUUCAGUGGGUUGUUACGUGACUCAUUGUGGCUGGAACUCGACCAUGGAGGCGGUGGCAAGUUGUCGGAGGCUAGUGUGUUAUCCGGUGGCCGGAGACCAGUUUGUGAACUGUAAAUACAUUGUGGAUGUGUGGAAGAUUGGGGUGAGAAUGAGCGGGUUUGGAGAGAAAGAGGUUGAAGAUGGGCUGAGGAAAGUAAUGGAGGAUAAAGAGAUGGGUGAGAGAUUGAAGAAGUUGAAAGAUAGAGCAAUGGGGAAUUAUGAAGCUCGUUUGUGUUUGGAUUCACUUUUCAAGGAUGAGAUAUGAAUAAUUGGGAGAAUAAUACAUCAUAAUUGUUAUAUUUUUAUAUACCAGUAUUAGUACAUGAUCAUUGAUUUGAUUCAACUGUUGCAUGAUCAAGAAUAAGCACGUGAGAAUGUAAUUUUUUUUUUCGAAAAAAUCAUUGAAUCAAUGAUGUGUUGAUUCAACCAUUGAUCGGAGUUUUUAUUUGGUGCUAUAUAUAUUAGUUG